Molecule: messenger RNA, 1540 nt
Organism: Oryza brachyantha (malo sina)
Lineage: Eukaryota; Viridiplantae; Streptophyta; Magnoliopsida; Poales; Poaceae
Product: probable amino acid permease 7
Exons: 7
Coding region: 63-1457 (464 amino acids)
Cellular component (GO): plasma membrane
Source: RefSeq, a predicted model, not a curated record
UUCAGUUCUUCCCAUAGUCCAAUGAGUCAACUUUGAAGGCUUCACUGAACCUUGCAUUGACAAUGGCGCCGCGGCUGCCACUCGAGGUCGCCUCUUCUCCCCAGCUCGACGACGACGGCCACCCACGCCGCACUGGCGAUCUGUGGACAUGCGUGGCGCACAUCAUCACCGCCGUGAUCGGGUGCGGCGUGCUGGCGCUGUCGUGGAGCGUCGCGCAGCUCGGCUGGGUCGCCGGGCCCGUCGCCAUGGUGUGCUUCGCCUUCGUCACCUACAUCUCGGCCUUCUUGCUGUCGCACUGCUACAGGUCGCCUGACUCGGAGAAGAUGCAGAGGAACUACUCCUACAUGGACGCCGUCAGAGUUCACUUGGGGAGGAAGCACACUUGGUUAUGCGGUUUGCUGCAGUAUCUGAACCUGUAUGGGAUAGGAAUCGCUUACACCAUCACUACAGCGACUUGUAUGAGGGCAAUCAAGAGGGCGAACUGCUACCACAGGGAAGGCCGUGACGCUCCCUGCGACGCAAAUGGUGAACACUUCUACAUGCUGCUCUUCGGAGCAGCCCAGCUGCUGCUGUCCUUCAUCCCAAAUUUUCACAAGAUGGCAUGGCUGUCCGUCGUCGCGGCGAUCAUGUCGUUCGCCUACUCCACCAUCGGCCUCAGCCUCGGCCUCGCCAAGACCAUCGGUAAUGGAACUGUGAAAGGAAACAUUGUUGGUGUUGCAAUGGCGACCCCUAUGCAGAAGGUUUGGCGAGUGGCUCAGGCGAUCGGUGACAUCGCCUUCGCCUACCCGUACACCAUCGUCCUCCUGGAGAUACAGGACACGCUGAGAUCGCCGCCGCCUGAGAGCGAGACGAUGCAGAAGGGCAACGUGAUCGCCGUCGUCGCCACCACCUUCUUCUACCUCUGCGUCAGCUGCUUCGGGUACGCCGCCUUCGGCAACGCCGCGCCGGGCAACCUGCUCACCGGCUUCGGCUUCUACGAGCCCUACUGGCUCAUCGACUUCGCCAACGCCUGCAUCGUGCUCCACCUCCUCGGCGGCUACCAGAUGUUCAGCCAGCAGAUAUUCACCUUCGCCGACCGGUGCUUCGCGGCGAGCUUCCCGAACAGCGCGUUCGUGAACAAGUCGUACUCGAUCAAGAUCAUCCCGUGGGGCGGCGGCGCGGCGAGGUGCGAGGUGAACCUGCAGCGGGUGUGCUUCAGGACGGUGUACGUGGCGAGCACGACGGGGCUUGCCGUGGUGUUCCCCUACUUCAACGAGGUGCUGGGCGUGCUCGGCGCGCUCGUCUUCUGGCCGCUGGCGAUCUACCUCCCCGUCGAGAUGUACUGCGUGCAGCGGCGGAUCCCCCCGUGGACGCCGCGGUGGGCGUUGCUUCAGGCGUUCAGCGUCGUCUGCUUCGUCGUCGGCACCUUCGCGUUCGUCGGCUCGGUGGAAGGCGUCAUCAGGAAGAGGCUUGGCUAGCUAGACGCCGGAAACAAAAUGUCAAGCUCCGUGUGGCUGCCACUCGAUCUGAACUCAGAAGCACUGUGAAGUGAACUGUACAA